Hyla sarda is the source of this 1842-nucleotide messenger RNA. Its product is annotated as protein ripply2.1-like. The record is from RefSeq and is a predicted model, not a curated record. The coding region runs from base 304 to 639 and encodes 111 amino acids. Gene Ontology annotation, biological process: embryonic pattern specification; negative regulation of transcription by RNA polymerase II. Gene Ontology annotation, cellular component: nucleus. Lineage: Eukaryota; Metazoa; Chordata; Amphibia; Anura; Hylidae. The transcript has 4 exons.
GAUUAUAAAUGGACAUGUGUAGUCCUGAGAUUUACUAAAAGUAAUUGUCUUUACACUUAGAUACUACAAUUAUUAUUAUAUCUGAUGCAUGAAACAGAACCAUCAUAGGGCAAUAGACAUAACUUCAUCUAAAGUCCUGAUGGGCUCAGCAGGGGGGCAGCUUUCCCCGCACCAUAUGUCCCAGCACGUGUCCUCGGGUGAGCACAUUCACACCCGGCCAUGUGGAGGGAGGGGAUUGCUGCAGACAGGCGUCAGGAUAUAAUGUCAGGAGCAGCGAGCAGGGCACAGUGAUCGGAGGAAGCCAUGGACUCGCAGCAGACAGCAGAGCAGAGAGUGUCAGUGGCAGCCAGCACCCAGCAGAUCGCAGAGUGUAGGACAAUGUGGAGACCAUGGAAGGAACUACCAGGGACCACACUGCAGCAGCCAUCAAGUUUAAUUCAGGGCCCCGUAAAUGACAAAAUUAAACUACCGGCCUUUCAGCACCCUGUAAAGCUUUUUUGGCCCAAGUCAAAAUGCUAUGACUUUUUGUACCAAGAGGCUGAAGAAUUGCUCAAGAACUUUCCAGUUCAGGCCACUAUUUCUUUUUAUCAGGAAUCAGACAGCAGUUCUUCUGAGGAUGAAGAAGCUUAUGAGAAUUAAGUCCCGUCACCAUGUCCUACUCCAAUCUAGAGAUAUACCUCUAAUGGACCAUAAUGCUGUUGUUCUGGUCUGUGGCUGGACAGACUGUACAUGGUCAUAUGACAUGGAGGACAUUCUAAGGAGGACUGCACAGCUAGAACAUCUGCAUAUUUCUAUUUUCGAUGGCUAAGCCCAUAAGAGAUCAUCUACUGCAACAUUUAGAUGACUGUAGCCAUACAGUGUCAUCACUUUCAUCAUCAUACUCUGCCAUAAAGUGGUCUGUUUUAUUGACCAAAAGACCUUCUGAUAUGGAAUAUUACCUUGUAAAACUAUUUUAUGACAUAAAUAUUUCUAAACCACUGUGUCACUGACAAUACUUGAAAUAGAUUCUGCUGCUUGAAUCAGUGUUUCUUAUUUACAAGCCUUUCUUAUUCCAUGCUGAUAUACUGAUAUAUAAGAAGUGAACAGAAUAUGAUGUACAUUUUAUUUUUCUAUGCUUCUUGUGAGAGAUGCACAGGCCAAUACUAAACAUAUGCAUUUGUUUCCAAUUUCAAUGUCAUGUCCUGUGACACUUUCUAGAACUUUAUUUAAGAGAAUUUGACAUCCCUUUCUAGUCACAUGACUUUCACUUUUCAUCAUAGAUGCAGGAAAUCAGAACUCUCUCAAUACAACAAUGCAUGUGUAAUCUUAUCGCCACCACGAUCAAAGAGACAUUUAGGGGAUACAGAUACACCCUUAAAGGAGAACUCUGGGAUGUAACAACUUAUCCCCUAUCCUAAGGAUAGGGGAUAAGUGUCAGAUUGCAGAGGGCCCGACUGCUGGGACCACCACGGUAUCUACCGCACGGUAUCUACCGGCUCUCCGCAUGAAAGGAGCCGUUUCAACCACAGCAUGAAGCUGCAGUCAACACUCCCCCUCCAUGCAACUCUAUGGGAGAGCCGGAGCGCUGCUCUCAGCUAUCUCCGGCUCUGCUUUAAGCUGCUAAAUAAUAGGGCAUCACAUAUAUGGCCUAAAAUUAAGAGUGCCUGUUGAAAGAUGCUCUUGAUUUAAGACCUGACCUCUGAGGUCUUCAUCUACAUCUAUGCAGUCCAACUUUUAUAAGAAAUUUUGUGCAUCUAUUCCAUCCCUAGCACUUUCUGCCUUGAAUAUAAAUGUAUGUACUAAUUUAUUUGAUUUGUAUUGUACUGUAAUUUGUAAGAUGUUAUUUAUAAUAAAAUGUUAAAU